GUGCUGGAAUUGCACACAGGUUCGCCUCCAUGUUGAGUAGUUGGGGGACUUGAGGUUAUAUUUGCCGGUGGUAGAGAGUUACUGAUCUCUCUUGAAGUAAUUUUCUGUUGCGUUCGUUUGGUGGGGUUUGCAGUCUGCAGUCUGUGAUCGAGUGUCUUAGUGGGUGCUGUCGGCCUGACGUUGGAGUGAUUUUUUGGAGACGGGUAAGCGCCUCGAUGAUCUGCUGAUGUUGCAGUUUGGAGGAUUGGUGCAUCACAACCUUCUCGCUAGUGCAGGUGGAACAUGGACGUCCGAUGAGAAAAACGUAUUUAACUUAAGCUAGAAUCCUUCCUGCUUCGCAUACUUCGGUUCUCUUCUUCAUCUUUUUUUUUUUUUUUUUUUUUUUUUUUUUCUUUUCCCUUCUGGUAAAAAAAAUGAACUCGAAUGUAUACACCGAGUUGGUGACCGUCGCAAGAGUGUAUCAACAAUUUGAAGAGUCAGCCACAACCUUGUUACAAUUCGCCGUGGUUCCGGUCCUCAAGAUCUUGAUAUUAUGUGCCUUUGGCUUGGGUUUGGCGAGUUCUUAUGUCAAUAUCCUCCCAGCUCAAUGUCGAAAGCUUUUGAGCAAGUUGGUGUUCGCGUUAUUUCUCCCUUGUUUGAUCUUCACACAACUUGGGAAAGCUGUCACUCUUCAGUCGAUAAUAGAAUGGUGGUUCAUACCAAUAAAUGUUGUGCUAGGAGCGAGUUUUGGGUGCGCUCUUGGUUACCUAGUAGCUUUAAUCGUUCGACCUCCACCACAAUACUUUAACUUCACGGUGGUGAUGAUUGGCAUAGGAAAUAUUGGUAACAUACCACUCGUUAUUAUUGCAUCCAUCUGUCGUGAUGAAUCAAACCCGUUUGGACUUGACCCAACCGUCUGUAACACCAACGGCGUUGCGUAUAUCUCCUUUGGCCAAUGGGUAGGAGCGGUCAUCGUUUACACAUUUGCGUUCCACAUGUUGGCUCCCCCCAAAACAGUUCCUACCAACGAUGAAAAGGCCUUAGUCAUCAAGGUUGAAGGCGACAAAGACGUUAAUGAGCUUUCAAAUGGAACGGCGAGUAAUGUCAAUGACACAGAUUCUCUUCACGUCUCACUCCUCCGUUCUUGUCAGCCGACCAAAUUACAAAAGGUUCGGCAAGGCGUUGCACGAAAGUGGCGUUGGCUGGCCAAAUCAAGCUUGUUGAAAGAUAUUUGUCAACCACCUGUCGUAUCAUCUCUCUUGGCCUUGAUUAUUGGGGCCACACCCACUCUCAAGGAACUGUUCUUUGAGGAGCACUCCGUGUUCUUUUUCUUCACAGACAGUCUUAAUAUGCUGGGCGGAGCCAUGGUGCCAUGUAUAAUGCUCGUUCUCGGCGGCAACUUAAUCGGAGGGCCAGGAAAUUCCGAACUAGGAUUGCGAACGACCGUGGCAAUAGUUUUCACACGCUUGUUUCUGGUGCCUCCUAUAGGCUUGACCAUCGUGCAAACUGCAAACCACCUCGGAUUCCUACCUGCAAACAACAAACUUUUCCGAUUUGUUCUUCUUCUACAACACUCUAUGCCCACAUCUAUACUUGCUGGGGCGGUGGCCAGCUUACGAGGACACGGUGCGAAGGAAGCAUCGGCCAUCUUGUUCUGGGAGCACAUUCUGGCCAUAUUCUCAAUAGCAAUUUGGCUCAUCUUGUACAUUAAUGUUCUCUUCUGAGGCACCGUAGACCAUUUUUUUUCGCUUUUUCGAAAGUGAAUUCUUGGAGGUAGUCGCAAAAUGUGCAACAUCACCUCCUGUAACGUAGAUUAUAACACCAGAGACAGAAAAACAGGCAAACGAACAAAGAAGAAUUCCUUUCUUAUCCUUUCAUACAGUAGAUAGACGAGCAAAAACCAGCAGGUCAUCUCGAUGGGGUGGGUGUUAUCUGGACCCUUGAUUCUUUCUGAAUUCCUUCGGAAAUAAGGUGGAGUUUUUCCCCAACAAAUUUGCUACUGAUAGGACAUUCAACCCCUCAUGAAAGGAGCGGGUCUGCCAAGACUUUGUCAAAUCUGAUACCUGUUAUGUCUUCGUCAAUGAUGUGGUGCCAAUAAUUUGGCAUUUUCAAACAGAAUAAAAUCAAACAAUAAUGCAGUGACGAAUCCAGGGGAAGCACUGUUGGAAAUGCA
Messenger RNA from Physcomitrium patens, 2152 nucleotides. Its product is annotated as protein PIN-LIKES 6. The record is from RefSeq and is a predicted model, not a curated record. NCBI's taxonomy places the organism in Eukaryota, Viridiplantae, Streptophyta, Bryopsida, Funariales, Funariaceae. Gene Ontology annotation, biological process: endoplasmic reticulum to cytosol auxin transport. Gene Ontology annotation, cellular component: membrane.